Enterobius vermicularis (human pinworm) is the source of this 633-nucleotide messenger RNA. The record is from the annotation of a GenBank genome assembly. NCBI's taxonomy places the organism in Eukaryota, Metazoa, Nematoda, Chromadorea, Rhabditida, Oxyuridae.
AUGGAACGGUACGAUGACGCUACCAAUCUGCUGAAUGAUAUGAUAGUGAAAGGCAUUGAGCUUGGCCAAGAAGGGCGUGGUUUAUUAUCUGUUGCCUACAAAAGUGUGUUGAAUUUUCGGCGUUUUUCCUGGCGUGUAUUUACUGCUUACGAAAAUAAACGAGACGGUUCUGCGUUGGAAAAAAAGGUUGCUAAAGAAUAUCGAGAGAAAGUCGCUUCAGAAUAUCGAAGCACUUGUAAUACACUCAUAAACAUGCUUGAUACUGUUCUGCUACCAAAAGCCUCCGACCCUGAAACGAAGAUUUUCUUACUGAAAAUGAAAGCUGAUUAUUAUCGGUAUUUGGCGGAAAUUACAUUUGACGAAAGUAGAUCUUACAUUACUUUACAAACUCUAACCUUGGCUAAAUAUCAUCUUGCUCAACUUAGUGGAUUUAGCAGAAACAACAAGAAUACUACUUUAGCUUUAUCAGAAAAAUCACUGGAAGCAUACACUGACGCUACCAAACUUGCGAAUGAAAUGAUUAAAGCAACUCAUCCUUUAAGAAUGGGUCUCGCGUUGAACUUCGCCGUCUAUUAUUACGAAAUCAAAAAAGAUGUGAAGAUGGCAUGUUCUGUUGCUGAGCAGGUAAUAUAA